AUGGCUCCUUCAUCUCUCCCGUCGACUCCGCGGAUGCUGGAUGCCAAUGGUCCGUCAACAGCUUCCCCAGGAAAAUGGCGACAUCCACGUUUGAAAGAGAUUAUUCGACGACAAAAUGCGUCCAGCGUCAAUGAGAAAACAAUUAGACGGCUGCUUUUAAAUGCAGGCACAUUGAUUUUUACUGGCUUUAUUGGCAACACCUACAAGCAAUACUCCCUAGCGAUUGGAUCUUUUUUUCAAAUUCCGACCUACCCAGACAUCGUACUGCUUGUCAUCCGCCUUUUACUGUUUAUCAACAUUGCCAUGAUUCUGUACCCUAUCUACCGGGCACCUGACCAGGUAUCCGACAUCCCGCUGACACCAUCACAAAGAGCACUGCUGGGACUCGACCCAAAUAGCACAUCUCCCGCUACACAGGGCACCGAAUACAUCACCCCACCGAGAUACCGCAUAUCAUCAAGUUCGCGCAGGAGAAGCUCGGGUUCAUGGGGCAACUCGCCCUUCUCAUACUCGGGGGCUGAAGACUCACCCACGAGAAGCCAUCCCGACAGCCCGCCAUUCACUCCUUCUGGUAGCCCGCUGUUCCACAAGGGGAUUUGGUCCGGUGGCCGGGACAGUGGCCGUAGAAACAGCUUUGGCUCGCCUUCGCCGCUGGGACGGUCCAGCAUUGGAGCACGAGAUGGAAGCUCCCUGCGAGCUCCCUCGACGCCCACGCCGUUUGGAAAGGGCACGUCCCCUGUUAUGACACAGAAAUGGCUGUUCGAGAGAAGCCGGAUGUCCUCGUCCGGCAGCAGCGUGUUCAGCCAGUGAUCUAUGAUGUAUUGUUUCUGGAGGAAGCUCAGCUAGUUACGGUGUCAGGGCGUUUGAGGAUUGUGUGUAUUUACACUUCUUUUUUUAACUUCUUUUCCUUUUUUGCCCUCUCUGCUGCUAUCUUCUUCGAUGUUUCCUUUUCCUCUCCCUGAAUUAGAGAGCGCAGCAUCCGGGAUAGCAGCCCAGCAAGCUUUGUUUUUCCCUUGCUGUAGCUCGAGAUAGGACAUACGUCCCUUUUAAUCUGACCUGGCCAGCCCCGUCCGGCCAGCCUGUACCUCCUG
Molecule: messenger RNA, 1091 nt
Organism: Trichophyton rubrum CBS 118892
Lineage: Eukaryota; Fungi; Ascomycota; Eurotiomycetes; Onygenales; Arthrodermataceae
Exons: 2
Coding region: 1-810 (269 amino acids)
Biological process (GO): protein import into nucleus; spindle pole body duplication
Cellular component (GO): nuclear outer membrane; nuclear pore transmembrane ring
Source: RefSeq, a predicted model, not a curated record